CUCCAGUCCAGAGGGCACCUUCUGCCAACAUGUCUGUGGAUCCCCUAUCCAGCAAAGCCCUGAAGAUCAAGCGCGAGCUGAGCGAGAACACGCCGCACCUGUCGGACGAGGCGCUGAUGGGGCUGUCGGUGCGCGAGCUGAACCGGCACCUGCGCGGGCUCUCGGCCGAGGAGGUGACGCGGCUCAAGCAGCGGCGCCGCACGCUCAAGAACCGCGGCUACGCCGCCAGCUGCCGCGUGAAGCGCGUGUGCCAGAAGGAGGAGCUGCAGAAGCAGAAGUCGGAGCUGGAGCGCGAGGUGGACAAGCUGGCGCGCGAGAACGCCGCCAUGCGCCUGGAGCUCGACGCGUCCCACUUCUGCGGCCGCCAGCCCGUGCGGCGACCACACAUUCCCUCCCUGGGCCCUGUCUUCCUCUUGCAGCCCCCGAGCCUGGGGCCUAAUGGCCCUGGGGAGGGGCAGCUCCGGGCGCCCCAGGGCUGGCCAGCCAAAGGAGAAGGGGGCCCCGGAGAGACUGCUGUGGCAGAUGGAGAGAUGAGCAGCAAACCUGCGGUCCUACUGCCUGACCCCACCUCGACCCCUGUGAUUCCCACUGUGGGGCCUGGCUGA
Carlito syrichta (Philippine tarsier) is the source of this 605-nucleotide messenger RNA. It is a transcript of the gene MAFF, whose product is annotated as MAF bZIP transcription factor F. Gene Ontology annotation, molecular function: RNA polymerase II cis-regulatory region sequence-specific DNA binding; DNA-binding transcription factor activity, RNA polymerase II-specific. The coding region runs from base 30 to 605 and encodes 191 amino acids. Gene Ontology annotation, cellular component: nucleus. Lineage: Eukaryota; Metazoa; Chordata; Mammalia; Primates; Tarsiidae. The transcript has 4 exons. The record is from RefSeq and is a predicted model, not a curated record. Gene Ontology annotation, biological process: regulation of epidermal cell differentiation; regulation of transcription by RNA polymerase II.